ACCAUCUUGGUUUUUGUGUUCCACUGGUUGCUGUGGCUCCUUCGUUGUACUCCAAAGCUCUCCCACAGCUAUUUUUAUCACUGCUUAUUACUGGCGAGCAGGCUGUAUUCCAUGGCCCAUGUGACCAGUGGGGUCUGACCAGAAAGGAACGUGCGGCAGAGCAGACCGAGGGACCUAGCUAGAGGCUGUCCAGCUGGAGCUCCUGUCUCCCUAAAAGCCCAGAGUAAAGCAACUGAGCACAAGGAGUAUGGUUCUGAGGUGAGCGAGGUCAUGAAGAAACCACUGUUGGGCUUGACUCUGUGGUUACUGCUCCUCUGUCCAGGGCUGAUGUGUCUCCACAACGAGGUGAUUCAGAAAUGCAACAAUGGCAUCUACGAGAUCAGCGUCCUGAUAAUGAAAAACUCAGCCUUCCAAGAGCCCCCGGCAAAGUUGGAACGUGCAGUGAGACAGGGAGUGAAAAUCGUGAAUCAGCGUCUAAACGAUCAUGGAAUAAAUGCAACUGUGAACGCUAGCUUUAUCCGUACAGAGGAUGCGUUUUAUAAGUCAAAUGACUGUCGGAGUAGCACCUGUGAAGGCCUUGACCUACUCAGGAGAAUUUUCAAUAAAAAAGAGAUGGGUUGUGUCCUCAUGGGACCCUCGUGUACAUAUUCUACCUUCCAGAUAUACCUUGAUGCAAAUUUCAGAUAUCCCAUGAUUUCAGCUGGAAGUUUUGGAUUGUCAUGUGACUUCAAAGAAAAUUUAACCAGGUUGAUGUCUCCAGCUAGGAAGUUGACACACUUCUUGGUUGACUUUUGGGAGAGUAAUAAUUUGUCAUUCAAAACUUCUCACUGGACCACUGCAUAUGUUUUCAAGAAUAAUACCGAAUCUGAGGACUGUUUAUGGUACCUCAAUGCUCUAGAGGCUGGAGUUUCUUAUUUUUCUCAGAAACUUAACUUCAAAGAGGUGUUGAGAGGAAAGGCUGAGUUUCAGAAAAUCUUAAUGGACCAGCAUAGGAAAAGCAAUGUGAUUAUUGUGUGUGGUACGCCAGACAACAUCUCCUCCAUCAAGGGUGACCAGGAAGUGGCUGAAGACACUGUCAUUAUUCUAGUGGAUCUAUUUAAUAACCACUACUUCAUGGACAAUGUCACAGCCCCUGACUAUAUGAAAAAUGUCCUUGUUUUGACACUGCCUCCUGAAGAGUCCAUCCCAGAUAGUUCUUUUCCCCAGGACUUAUCAUUGGAGUUAAAUGACUUUUCUCUUGCCUAUUUGAAUGGAAUCUUGCUCUUUGGACAUGUGCUACAGACAUUUCUUGGGAAAGGAAAAGAAGUUGACACCGACAAACUUGCUCAUGCUUUCAGGAACCUCACUUUCGAAGGGUAUAAGGGCCCUGUGACUUUGGACAUCUAUGGGGACAUCGACAAUACUAUGGUGCUUCUGUAUACCUCUGUGGAGACCAACAAAUACAAAGUACUUUUGACCUAUGACACCCACACAAAUGUCACUAGCCCAGUGAAUAACAACCCCACAUUCAUCUGGAAGAACCAUAAGCUUCCUAAGGAUACUGAAGAACGGGGACCUCAAAUCCUGAUGAUCGCCGUCUUCACUCUCACCGGCACUGUGGUCCUGGUCCUGCUGGCCGCGCUCCUGGUGCUGAGAAAAUACAAAAAAGCGCAUGAACGCCGUCAGAAAAAAUGGUCCCACAUUCCCUGUGAAAAGAUCAUUCCUCUGGAGACCAAUGAGACCAACCAUGUGAGCCUGAAGAUCGAUGAUGACAAGAGACGAGAUACAAUUCAGAGACUGCGACAGUGCAAAUACGACAAAAAGAGAGUGAUUCUAAAAGAUCUCAAGCACGACGGCAAUUUCACAGAGAAGCAGAAGAUAGAACUGAACAAGUUGCUUCAGAUUGACUAUUACAACCUAACCAAAUUCUACGGAACUGUGAAGCUUGAUACCAUGAUCUUUGGGGUGGUCGAAUACUGCGAGCGAGGAUCCCUCCGGGAAGUUUUAAAUGACACAAUUUCCUACCCUGAUGGUACAUUCAUGGAUUGGGAGUUUAAGAUCUCUGUCUUGUAUGACAUUGCUAAGGGGAUGUCAUAUCUGCACUCCAAUAAGACAGAAGUCCAUGGGCAUCUGAAAUCCACCAACUGUGUGGUAGACAGUAGGAUGGUGGUGAAGAUCACUGAUUUUGGAUGUAAUUCCAUUUUACCUCCAAAAAAAGACCUGUGGACAGCCCCAGAGCACCUCCGCCAAGCCAGCAUCUCUCAGAAAGGGGACGUGUACAGCUACGGGAUCAUCGCCCAGGAGAUCAUCGUGCGGAGGGAAACCUUCUACACGCAAUGCUGCCGCGACCAGAAUGAGAAGAUUUUCAGAGUGGAGAGUUCCAAUGGAGUGAAGCCCUUCCGCCCAGAUCUGUUCCUGGAAACAGCAGAGGAGAAGGAGCUGGAAGUAUAUCUACUUGUAAAAAACUGCUGGGAGGAAGAUCCAGAAAAGAGACCAGAUUUCAAGAAAAUUGAGAAUACACUGGCCAAGAUAUUUGGCCUUUUUCAUGACCAGAAAAGUGAAAGUUAUAUGGACACCUUGAUCCGACGUCUACAGCUAUACUCUCGAAAUCUGGAACAUCUGGUGGAGGAAAGAACACAGCUGUACAAGGCAGAGAGGGACAGAGCUGACAGACUAAAUUUUAUGUUGCUCCCAAGGCUAGUGGUUAAGUCCCUGAAGGAGAAAGGCAUUGUGGAGCCUGAACUAUAUGAGGAAGUUACCAUCUACUUCAGUGACAUCGUAGGUUUCACGACUAUCUGCAAAUACAGCACCCCCAUGGAAGUGGUGGACAUGCUGAAUGACAUCUAUAAGAGCUUUGACCACAUUCUCGAUCACCAUGACGUGUACAAGGUGGAAACCAUUGGUGAUGCCUACAUGGUAGCUAGUGGCUUGCCUAAGAGAAACGGCAAUCGGCAUGCAGUGGACAUUGCCAAGAUGGCCUUGGAUAUUCUCAGCUUCAUGGGGACCUUCGAGCUGGAGCAUCUUCCCGGCCUCCCGAUCUGGAUUCGCAUUGGAGUUCACUCUGGUCCCUGUGCUGCUGGCGUCGUGGGGAUCAAGAUGCCUCGUUAUUGCCUAUUUGGAGAUACCGUCAACACAGCCUCUAGGAUGGAAUCCACUGGCCUCCCCUUGAGAAUCCAUGUGAGUGGCUCCACCAUAGCCAUCCUGAAGAGAACCGAGUGCCAGUUCUUGUAUGAAGUGAGAGGAGAAACGUACUUAAAGGGAAAAGGAACCGAGACCACCUACUGGCUGACCGGGAUGAAGGACCAAGAAUAUAACCUGCCAACCCCUCCUACUGUGGAGAAUCAACAGCGCUUGCAGGCUGAGUUUUCAGACAUGAUUGCCAACUCCUUGCAGAAAAGACAGACUGCGGGGAUAAGAAACCGAAGACCCAUGCGGGUAGCCAGCUACAAAAAAGGCUCCCUGGAAUACAUGCAGCUGAACACCACAGACAAGGAGACCACCUAUUUCUAAACCUAUGAGGCCCAAGGACUCAGGCAAAUGAAGUACAGAUGCCCUCAGGCAGCGACCUCCAGGGUCCCGAAGCCUCCAUUUCCCGGAGACCUCACUGGAACACAAGGCUCAGAUGCCUCCUACUGAGCCUCUAACAGUGGGUAUCGUAACCCACCUAACCCACCCACCAUUCUGUUUGUUUCUAUAAAUACUGACUCUGACUGAUCUAUAACUUAUAAAAGCGUGUUUGUAUAAGAAUCCUAGGAACUGACUUCAGAUACAGACUCCGACCUUCAGUCAUCCCAGUUCUGGGCAAUUUGCUGACCUUCAACUAUAGAACCAGGAUGACAAAGACCAGGGUGACACACACAGACCAUCACUUGACCAGUUUCGAGGUCCUUAUCGGAAUGGACUGUGUGGCCUGCACGUAGAGAACUUUUCACCCCUUGGUCUCUUUGUUCUGCUUUGCCUCUCCCUCCUCGUUAAAACCCCUGCCUGCUCUGAGAUGCUGAGCUGGGCGUGUGGCAAGAGUCCCCCAUCUCCUCAGGUGACCGGCACUUGAAUAAAACCUCUUUCUUUUUUCACCAGCAUCUGUCUCACAAGUUUGGUUUUUGUGGUGGCAGGCAGCCGAACUUGGGUUCCAGUUACAAGCUUUGGCUGCCUGUCUGGAACAUUUUAUAAGAAUAUU
Myotis lucifugus (little brown bat) is the source of this 4156-nucleotide messenger RNA. It is a transcript of the gene GUCY2C, whose product is annotated as guanylate cyclase 2C. The record is from RefSeq and is a predicted model, not a curated record. The transcript has 28 exons. Gene Ontology annotation, biological process: intracellular signal transduction; cGMP biosynthetic process; receptor guanylyl cyclase signaling pathway. NCBI's taxonomy places the organism in Eukaryota, Metazoa, Chordata, Mammalia, Chiroptera, Vespertilionidae. The coding region runs from base 271 to 3489 and encodes 1072 amino acids. Gene Ontology annotation, molecular function: peptide receptor activity; protein kinase activity; guanylate cyclase activity.